Aptenodytes forsteri (emperor penguin) is the source of this 697-nucleotide messenger RNA. Its product is annotated as apovitellenin-1. NCBI's taxonomy places the organism in Eukaryota, Metazoa, Chordata, Aves, Sphenisciformes, Spheniscidae. Bases 52 to 372 code for a protein of 106 amino acids. The transcript is spliced from 4 exons. The record is from RefSeq and is a predicted model, not a curated record. Gene Ontology annotation, molecular function: enzyme inhibitor activity. Gene Ontology annotation, cellular component: chylomicron. Gene Ontology annotation, biological process: lipid metabolic process.
GAAAGCAGGACAGGUCUCUUGGUGUAGAGAGCGGUACUGGUACUGCAAACCAUGCUGCAAUCCAGGGCAUUGGUGAUAGCUCUGAUUCUGCUCCUUAGCACCACUCUCCCUGAAGUGCACUCGAAGUCCAUCUUUGAGAAAGACCGUCGUGACUGGUUGGUCAUCCCUGAUGCAAUUGCAGCUUACGUCUAUGAAACUGUGAACAAGAUGUCCCCUAAAGUCGGUCAGUUCUUGGUGGAUGCUGCCCAGAUUCCAGUAGUUGUUGUGACCAGGAACUUCCUCAUCAGAGAAACAACUAAACUCAGUAUACUGGCUGAACAGCUGAUGGAAAAAAUAAAGAACCUGUGGUACACAAGAGUCCUAGGCUACUAGCCAGAUGAAGACAAGUCAGCGUUUCCUGAUGUGAGUUGGUAACACCCUGCAGUGCCCUCUUUCCCCCUGCCCCUAUUACGGACCAAGAUCAGUCAAUAAGACAGAAUCGAUGCUCCUCUGACUGCCAUUAGAGGGAACUCAGCUUCAAAGACCAAAGGAUGGAAAGCAUCUGCUGAAGUUUCCCCCCAGAAAAAACCCCGUGGCUGGGCAUGGGGAAGGCAACGAGAUUGUAGAGCUCUUCUGUAGCCAAAUCCUGAAAAUUAAUUCCUCCUGAAUGGCUUGGCCAUUGCCCCCUCUAAUAAAAAAAUGUUGGUUGUUACACUUC